Pseudo-nitzschia multistriata is the source of this 486-nucleotide messenger RNA. NCBI's taxonomy places the organism in Eukaryota, Bacillariophyta, Bacillariophyceae, Bacillariales, Bacillariaceae. The record is from the annotation of a GenBank genome assembly.
AGUAUCCAACAGGGAAUUAUGGUGCAAGAGAAUGGCCAAUAGGAUGGAUUGCGAUUGAUGGAGAUGAGGUGAUAGAACAUGAAGGAACCCCAACGUUGGAGUUAGAUAAUGGAGAACAAAUUAAUCAGGAAGAUUUCCAACGCAAGGUACGUGAGCAAAUUGAAAGGGUGGAAAAUAUAUUUUUCGAAUUUAUCCUCAAGCUUUAUUGGCAUUUCUUCCAUUUCCACGUAGUUACCGGCAAGGAUUGAAAUUAGCGACUUGUCAACUGACGAAAUGUUUUAUAAGGGACCCCUUAAACGUGGUCUGGCAGGAAGAUCAGAGGAGGAAACGCCAGCUCUCAAAGGCGCUUCAAGGGGGACGAUCAGGUGCGAUGUUAAUGUUGAUUCCAUGGCUUAUUGGAAUGAUCCACAAGGGGUAAGAGAUCAAGAGUUCAUCACUCCUUUUGCUCCCAACUCUAAUGAUGAGAAAUACAUAUCUUUUGGUACU